ACCAUUAUGGCGGCUCCCACUUGACAAGUUGACGACUUGAUGUAAACAAACCGGCCUCCGGGCUGAAACACCAACUGUUAACUGUGAUAUACUCAUACAUCUGUCACGAUGUUGCAUGUAACUACAGAAAUAGGAGUACCAGGAAAACAAGAGCGUGAAAGGCGCCAUUUUCCAGACAUUAACAAUCGCCCAGGACACACAGCUUACACAGCAAGAGGCCGGAGAUAUAUCCCACACAAUUAUGGCCGUUAUGAAGAAUGGAGGCCACAUGGAACUUUUGUUGAUGUAGAGUAUACAAAUGCGGGUCCAGACUGGGAGUCAAGGUUACGGUACCUGCCGCAUCCGAAGAACCCUCACUAUCCUGCUGCUGAAAUAUGGCCCAAUAACUGGUGGUCUAUGAGACCAUACCCAUACACUUAUAUGAGAAGUAAAAGUGAGUGGCUUUUGGACCCAGACCACACACAGAUCGGAAUGAGGUGUAUCUUUAACGGACAGCAUUCAGCCACCAAGACCUCCCAUGAUGAGAUCACCCAUACCAUGCGAUUUGGGAAAGGCAGGAAUGUGGCCGAUAUUCAAAUGCGUAACUGUAUCCCGGAGGCAUCGCCAGGUGACAAGUCCUACCAGGCGCCAGAGUUCUCCAGCUCCUUCCACAGACUGGGAUCCACUAGACCCUUAGUCAGCUUCAGUACACCUGUGUCUGUGAUUCGUAAACCCGACACUUUUGUUCCACUGCACACAAUGUCUGCGUUCCCCAGGGAGACAUACAAACAGAAGGAGCAGAAACGGUCGAUGGAUGACGAGGUGAUGCUGGUACGGAAACUGGACGACUGGAAGCCUGCCACGCCCCUCCCUCUCACCCUCCCACAGGAGGACAAGGAGAAGGAGAACAAGAAAGAGAGAUAAACAACAAUCACUUCAGCAAUUCAACAACAAACCACCACUUCAGGGAGGCAACAACUGCCUCUACAGUGAUGUCUCCCAUCAUGACUUAUUGCCAGUCAUUGCUGUUUUUGUCAGAACAAGGAAUGGUUCUCCUGUGCUAUUUCUUAUCUACAUGGAACAAUUAUUACUGAAUCACAUAUCCAGGAAUAAACAAGUUUUUUCUAUGAAAAAUAGUAAAUCUAUAAGCUGCGAUAAAAUUUUAAUUUAAAACCUGCAAUGAAUUAUUUGCAAGAAGUUUUGAUUUAUUCAUUGUAUUUAUUAGUCACUUAAUAUUUUAAUGUUGAUUAACAUUUAUUUCUGAUAGAUCACAUUUACCUGCAAUAUGGCCAGGCGUCAGUACUUCACACUCGUGUCUCCUCAGAUGUUGACCUGGUCUUUCUGUUGUCGACUUCAAGAUCCAGUUUUUAUUAAUUAUUUGACUGGCCUACAGUUGAGUAAACUAAGAACAACAAAUUUUGUGGCUUACAUCCCUUUUGGAGUUUGAAAAGGUGAUGAAGAUGUCAGUAUAUUCACUGAAAAUACACAACAGUGUCAGUGAACGUGUCAUCUAUACAACUGCUUAUCAAGUUUUUGUUAAUGUCAUUACAAUGAUUAUUUCAAUCAACCACAAAUUUAGUAGGAUGCACACAUACUGUUCUUGAGUGCAGACAGUCGCAGUGAGGUUUUAAAUGAAAUUGUAGAAUAUAGUGUAAAGAACCUAUCUCACAAAAACUUUCAGUGUGAUUACAAAAUAUUAAUCUGUGCUUUUCGUUUCGCUCUUCAUCUGUUUGAAGAGACAUUGUUACUGAUGUUAGUGUGUUGUAUUUGUUAAACAAUUUCAUUCAUUUUUAAUUCCUGUCAUUUGGUUACAAAAUGUUAUUUCAUCUGAAAAGUUAAUUUUAUCUUAUGUUUUAUAUCGCAGCUUCUUGGGGUCAUUACUUGCCAGGUUCCAUUGUAUUGACCUAUUAAAAUAAGGUUUUAACUUCUAUGACCUCCAUUGCUGUGUAAUAUGGCUGCACACUCCCUGUCUUUUUAAUAAGGAAUGAGUUAAUUGAUCUAUGCCAACUUUGAUCCACGUUAGAAUUGAUUUCAGUUACCCAUGCUUGCCUUAAGAGGCGACUAAUGGGAUCAGGUGGUCAGGCUCACUGACUUGGUUGACACAUAUCAUCGUAUCCCAGUUGCAUAGAUUGAUGCACAUGCUGUUGAUCACUGGAUUGUCUGGUCCAGACUCAAUUAUUUACACACCACCACCAUAUAGCUGGAAUAUUGCUGAGUGCAGGGUAAAACUAAACUCUCACUUAUUCUUUUGGCAUGUCAUCCUUUCCCACAAUAACGACUUAUAUUUUACUGCUUUUAAACAUUAAGCUGAAUGUCAUGCCACAUGCCAACAAAUACUGCUAGUGUAAAGGGGACAAUUCCUUUAACCUCAAAACAUAUUUUUCACCAACUUCUGAAAUUUGAUUCUGACAAACAAAAUUCAAAGCAGGUCAUUGUCUCCAUGCAGUAAUUAACUUUGUAUAAAGAACAAAUAUUGAAUGAAAAUAGUUUGGUGACAAAUUAAACUCAAAUAACUCAUAUAAACUUGAUAAAUCUGUUCUUUAGAUUGGGGUAAAAUCUUAUCAUUGCUCUUCUUUACUCAACUUGAUUUACGAACUUGUAUACAUGUGAAAACGUGAGGCUGUGUCAGAAGUUGACGACAUGUAACAAUCAACAUGUGAGCAAACACUGAGACAGCAUUGUUACUGUUCUAUUGUUCUGUUAGAGUUAUUGUAUACUAAACCACACUCAAUGUUGCUUCAUGCAGAAUGCAUGACUAUAUAUACAUUUUCAUACUUCUAUAUUUACAAAUAUGUAUUCUUCCAGUGUUGGGUUUGAUUGCCAGUAUUAAUAUAAAUAUAAUAUAUUUAUUGUAACUAUUUCAUAUAAAUAAAUAUAUAUGCCUGAUUGCUCAUAACUAUUCUUCCAUGACAUUUUACUGCUUUUAAUAAAUAUGUUGAUCAAUUCAAAAGAAAGAUAUUUAUUCUGAUCUCAGUAUUUGAAGCCUUUUUAUACAAUGCAUACAAUGUACUGUAUCUAGUAAUCACAUGCAUGUACUCAUGAUUAUUUAAUAUGUGAUAUAUAUUUUGAUACUUCUCAUAAAUUGUGAAAAAUGAUCAAUAGAUGUAUUUGUUACUGAAGUACCUCAGUUAUCACAAAUUGUGCCUUCAGUAACCGUUAAACACCACUGUGUCUAAGUUGACGAGAUAUUUUGAGAUAUCCAAGGUUUGAGAAACCCAUAAAUGAUGGACAAAUAAGGAAUAAACUGGAACAAUUUAUCUGAGAUAUCUUUAAGUUUGACACAACAGUGUUUAUGAUAAGCGCCACUUAUCAGGCCUGCACUAAGCAUACAGUAUUUAUAAUAUAAUAAUAAUAAUGAAACUUGAUAUAGCGCUAAAUCCAACCUCUAAGUGGGUGCUCAAAGCACUAAAAAACUUAUUGUUAUAAGUCAAAUGCUCUGUUCUUGAUUAUGCCGGUGUAAUAUAUAGUUAUGGUAUAUUUUUGUAUACUAGUGACUAGUAUACUAUUUCUCUGUGUAUCACUUUAUAACAUUUCAUUUAUUGUAUAUUAAGUUAUGAAGCAAGUCAGUAUUAACCCCAGUUGUACAGUUUUCAGUACAUUAAAGGUGUUUGUGAUAUUUAUUUUUGCCUCCCUACUGCUCAAGUUUCUCAGUAUUAUUGCACUGCUUUUACUUGUGUAUGUACAGACCAGUAACAGUGAAACCCUUUUAAUCUGGAAACCCAGCUUUCAGGACAGUUAUUAUCAAGAAUGGUAAUUGUGAAGGAGAUACAUGUAUUACCAUUGUAUGUGAGAUUCAUUAUUCUUAACGAUUUGCUGGGCAAAUACCUUCUGAAGUCUGGUUUGGAUGGAUGAACCGUCUCCUUUAAGAUGAGCGCCAACUGCCUUGUCAAUGUCAAUACUGCACGUAUUUGUGAAAGAGUUACUCUUUUGUGUUGCACUUUGAUGUGUGAAAACUGCUAAAGAUGUAUUUUAUAAUGCAAUUGCUCAUAGAGAUUAUCACCUAGCAACAUGUGUGAUGUGAUACCUCAGUGUCUGUCUAGAUGUGCCACAUUUGAAUUGUCUCCCCUUAUUAACAAAUGGAGUAUUUUAAUACAAAAUAUGACAGCAUAUUUGUGAUUCAAAUAAAUCAGAAAUAUAGUCUAUAGUGGUACUGGUACUUCGAAUGUGAUGUCAGAUUGGAAUGUUUUGUUUCUAAAAAUAACUUAAUGUUUUUUUAUUGAUUCCCAUAUUUGUUUCCAAGGAGAGUAAAUCAUUUGUUUAGAUUAUUUGAAAUAUUAGCUGUAAAAGUGUAUCAUUCAGCAUUAAUGCCCCAGCUUGUCAUUAUGUGGAUGACAAAGAUGGAGUGACAUAAUUCAAAAUCAGGCGAUUUGAUAAAGUAUACAAGAUUAAUAUUGCUCCUUUUGCAAUGAUAAUAUAUUUUGUAUAAUCUACAUAUUAACCAAGCAAAUUGCCUAUAUGAUACAAUAUUUUCCAUGUUUUUUAAAUUUCUUACAAAACAUGAGAUGAUCUUUUUCAGAAUUGUUUCAUUGAAAUAUAUUUAAAGAUUCAUAACAA
Molecule: messenger RNA, 4533 nt
Organism: Haliotis rubra (blacklip abalone)
Lineage: Eukaryota; Metazoa; Mollusca; Gastropoda; Lepetellida; Haliotidae
Product: spermatogenesis-associated serine-rich protein 1-like
Exons: 7
Coding region: 109-903 (264 amino acids)
Source: RefSeq, a predicted model, not a curated record